Molecule: messenger RNA, 588 nt
Organism: Lachancea sp. 'fantastica'
Lineage: Eukaryota; Fungi; Ascomycota; Saccharomycetes; Saccharomycetales; Saccharomycetaceae
Source: the annotation of a GenBank genome assembly
AUGAACUCAACUGAUAUACUUUCUAGACAUCGUAAAAUCGCAGUUGUGGGAGCUAGAAAUGUUGGUAAAAGCUCAAUAACAGUGCAAUACGUGGAAUCACAUUUUGUAGAGUCUUACUAUCCAACGAUUGAAAAUCAGUUUACCAAACAGCUGGUUUUCGGCAAAGCCAACUACACUUUGGAAAUCUGCGAUACCGCGGGACAAGAUGAGUUUUCGCUGAUAAAUACCAAGUCCUUGAUUGGGCUCAAAGGCGUAGCCAUAGUGUACAGUUGCGUGAACCGAGCUAGUUUUGAGAUUGUAGAUUUGAUAAGAGACAAGAUUCUGGACCAACUGGGUUUGGAAAACAUUCCUACGGUGGUUGUGGCUAACAAGAUCGAUCUGCGCGAAAAUCUUGGACCGAACAGUGCUACUGUAACGAAAGCUGAGGGUGCUGCAUUGGCAAAACGAUUGGGUGCAGGAUUCGUGGAAUGUAGCGCGAAAUUGAACGUGGGUGUCAACGACGCUGUGCUGCAGCUUUUGCAACGCUUGGAAGGCCAAGAAUUGAGUGGGUCGAACAAUGAUAACGCUGCAGGAUGCACCGUGAUGUGA